AUGCGGUCGCCAAAUCAAUUUCGGCUCCAGCCAAGUCCGCUGUCAGACUGUAGGCCUGCCAACGGUGACAAAGAGCAAUUGGCCGGAGGAGACGGAGGGAAGAAACACUGCGACAGCAUCCCAGAAGGACGGCACAUGGACGAGUCCGGACUGCAGCACAUUCACAGGGUUUUAUUCAGACCCAGCCAGGACUUCCCUCUGCUUCGACUGGACGAGGUGGUGGACGACCAGUCCAACAUCGUGGGCUUCUCGAUGCUCAACAGCAGCCAUCCCUUUUACCUGGAGUUCAUCAGGAGCCUGAACCUGUCCUGGAGGGAAGGCUGCAGCAUCAGCCCUUAUCCUGGACCAGCGCUGUCGUCGGCGCUGAUGUUCGACGGCGUCCACGUGGUGGUGAGCGCCGUGCGGGAGCUGAACCGCAGUCAGGAGAUUGGCGUGAAGCCGCUGAGCUGCACGUCGCCGCUCAUCUGGCAACACGGGACCAGCCUGAUGAACUACCUACGAAUGGUGGAGUACGACGGUCUGACCGGUCACAUCGAGUUCAACAGCAAAGGCCAGAGGACCAACUACACCCUGAAGAUCCUGGAGAAGCACCCAGGAGGACACAAGGAGAUCGGUAUCUGGUAUUCCAACAACACGUUGGCCAUGAACUCCACAUCUCUGGACCUGAACGCAUCAGAGACUUUGGCCAACAAGACGCUGAUCGUCACCACCAUCCUGGAAAAUCCGUACGUGAUGCGAAAGUCCAAGUACCAGGACUUCCAUGGAAACGACCAGUACGAGGGUUUCUGCGUGGACAUGCUGCGAGAGCUGGCCGACAUCCUCAAGUUCUCCUUUAAGAUCAAGCUGGUGGACGACGGACUUUACGGAGCUCCGGAGCCCAACGGGAGCUGGACCGGGAUGGUGGGAGAGCUCAUCAACAGGAAAGCCGACCUGGCUGUGGCCGGUUUCACCAUCACCUCAGAGAGAGAGAAGGUGAUCGACUUCUCCAAACCCUUCAUGACUCUGGGGAUCAGCAUCCUGUACCGGGUCCAUCUGGGCCGUAAACCUGGGUACUUCUCCUUCUUGGACCCCUUCUCUCCAGCUGUCUGGCUCUUCAUGCUGCUGGCCUACCUGGCUGUCAGCUGCGUCCUCUUCCUGGCUGCCAGGCUGAGUCCGUAUGAGUGGUACAACCCCCACCCCUGUCUACGGGAGCGCAGGGACAUCCUGGAGAACCAGUACACCCUGGGGAACAGCCUGUGGUUCCCCGUGGGCGGCUUCAUGCAGCAGGGAUCCGAGAUCAUGCCCCGAGCGCUGUCCACCCGCUGCGUCAGCGGAGUCUGUGAAAAUGUGUUGGACGUUGAAGUGUCUGAACGUUUGUCGGUGGUCUCCUCAGGUUCUCCGUACAGAGAUGAGAUCACUCUGGGGAUUCUGCAGCUGCAGGAGAGCAACCGACUGGAGAUCCUGAAGAGACGCUGGUGGGAGGGAGGACAGUGUCCCAAAGAGGAGGACCACCGGGCCAAAGGUCUGGGUAUGGAGAACAUCGGUGGGAUCUUCGUGGUCCUGAUCUGCGGCCUCAUCAUCGCCGUGUUCGUGGCGAUCAUGGAGUUCGUUUGGUCGACGCGGCGCUCCGCAGAGACGGACGAGGUAAACCUUCAUCAUGCUCCUCCUCCUCCUCCUCCUCCUCACUCCUCCUGCCCUGCCUCCAGCCUCAACUUCAGCUCAGACACACCAGUGUCGGUCUGUCAGGAGAUGCUCACCGAGUUCCGAAACGCCGUCUCCUGUAAGAAGAGUUCUCGUUCUCGCCGCCGCCGUCCUCUGAGCGGCGCCGGCGGGGGGAUCCUUCGCCACCCGUCCCGCCUGGCUCUGGCGGCGCCCCGCCCCAUCCGCCUGGUGCGCGAGAUGCGUCUCAGUAACGGUAAACUGUACAGCGGCACUGGCCCGCUCACAGGGGGUUUGGGACUGGGUCCGGAUCUGGGUCCGGGUCCUCAGAGGCUCCUGGAGGACCCGUUAGGCGCCAACGCCUCCAGCACGCCGCCCCCGCCCCCCCCGGCGUCGGCCCUGGUGGCGCCGCCCCCUGCGCCGCCUCGCGGCUUCCUGCAGAGCUGCAGCCACGUGCGCAUCUGUCAGGAGUGUCGGCGGAUCCAGAGCCUGCGACCCGCCGCCGCGCUGACCCCGCCCCCGCCUCCGCCCCCUUCCUCCUCCUCCUCCACCUCCUCCUGCUCCCGAAUCCCCCCCUCCAUGGCGACGCCAGGACACCCCCACCACCACCGCCACAACCCCCACCACCACCUCCACUACCACCACGGCUCCAUGUCGCUGCCCCGCCUCCCGCCGCCACCCCCGCCCAUCGCGUCAGACAGAGCCGACAGCGACGGCGGAGGCGGGGCUCCGAGCCCGAGGCGGGGCAAACCCAAACCGGCGCCGCCCCCCAGACCGCAGCCCCCCACCAAAACACCAACACACCCAACCACGGACUUACUGGGUGGACACGACUGAACUGUCUUAACUGUUGACCUUUGACCCCAAAGACAGCGGGGGGGGCGGAGCGGAGAGACCAUGUGACCUGUUGGUGGAUGGGACAUACCAUUAACCUUCAAGGGGGGGGGCGGGCUAAACAACUCGCUAAAACAAACACUGAGAUUGGAGCAGCUGAACGAACUGUUCAGUCCUCCGCCUCCCGCCUCAGCCAAUCAUCACGCUCGGUGCCAGUGAGGAGGCGGAGCUUCUCAACACACACACACACACACACGCUGUAGCAGCUGUACAGUAUUCAGUCAUGUGAUGUAGCUGGUGCUGCUCCUGUCCACUCUGCUGACGUGACGUCUGGAAAACGAGCUGGUGAGGGGCGGGGUUUAGGACAAACACCACUGAGCCGAUUGGGCUGGUCGAAAGUGGGCGUGGCUUACUUAAAUGCAGAGGGUCCAUGAGAAGAACUACCUCUGUACGUUAUCACAGCGUCCGUCUGAUGAUUUUCUCUGCUCACGUUAGCGUCACCAAACCGCCGUACAG
Molecule: messenger RNA, 2988 nt
Organism: Sphaeramia orbicularis (orbiculate cardinalfish)
Lineage: Eukaryota; Metazoa; Chordata; Actinopteri; Kurtiformes; Apogonidae
Product: glutamate receptor ionotropic, kainate 5-like
Exons: 12
Coding region: 1-2475 (824 amino acids)
Cellular component (GO): membrane
Molecular function (GO): ligand-gated monoatomic ion channel activity
Source: RefSeq, a predicted model, not a curated record